Messenger RNA from Rhincodon typus (whale shark), 1999 nucleotides. RefSeq names its product lactosylceramide 4-alpha-galactosyltransferase. The record is from RefSeq and is a predicted model, not a curated record. The transcript has 3 exons. Lineage: Eukaryota; Metazoa; Chordata; Chondrichthyes; Orectolobiformes; Rhincodontidae. Gene Ontology annotation, molecular function: acetylglucosaminyltransferase activity. Bases 657 to 1778 code for a protein of 373 amino acids. Gene Ontology annotation, biological process: protein O-linked glycosylation.
UAAAACGGAAUACUGGAAUAUCUCUGUUGAUCCGAUUCCUUGGUGAAGCGAAAAGAAUGGAUAUGGGUUUGAUCACGUUUGCUCCCAAUUAGAUUAACAUUGAACAGCUCCCUGUAAUCAUAGUGAGAAGCUUUGCCAAGGUGGAAUAACUCACUGGUUUCCCUGGAGAGUUUUAUACUGAGCAUUUGUUCUCACGCCUGAAAAUGUAUUAACAUAAACAAAGAACGCUGAAAACACCCAGCAGGUCAAGGCAGCAUGCUGGAGAGAUACAGAGUUAAUGAUUCUUAGUAGGUGGCUUUUUACCAGAAAUGAUUCGCCCUCAGUUCAUUGGCGCUGGCCAUCCCCCCAUCUCUCAGGUGUGUUUGGAGGAGCGACUUCAUUCAUUUGAUUAUGAAGUGCCAUUCAGACUUUUAGCCGAUGUUGUUUGCCUAGCUGCAGGCUUUCUGACCCGAGAAAACUGCAAUCCGUAUCGCUGUCCCGGUUUUAACACUUCAGUCGCGGGGGAGACCAGCCCCAGCAGGUAAACGUAGGUACAUAAACUGAAGUCUGAACAUCUUCAGGGGGAUGGACCCGGAGCUGAUGUUUGCUUCAGAAGCUCUUGCAAGGCAGUGAAGAUUUGGAAGAAUCUACGUUGAAAAUUUGAACAUUGUUUCGCAAUGGUUACAAAAAUGAGCCAAUUUUCCAUAAAGUCAUCUAAUGACAAGCAGAAGCAGCAGCAGAAUUUCAUUAAGAGAUAUUUAGUAUCAAAGAAUAAAGCAAAAAAUAAUUUAUGGUGUAAGUUAUGGAUAUAUAGUUUGAUUUUGCUCAAAUUGGUAUCGUUGACAUUAAUGCUGUACUACAGAGGUGGUGCCCAAAGUCUACCUAUAAAAUAUAGGUUAGCCAAUAACAUCAAAUGUCCAUCCAUUGACUUCAAUAAUGGUACAGAUGGUGACUACCAUGCUUACGAUAAUACAACUAUUUUCUUUGUGGAGGUCUCUGACCGAACUAAUCCCACUUUUUUGUCCUUGUGUUCUGUGGAAUCUGCAGCAAGAUCUCAUCCCAGGGCCAAGAUUGUCUUUUACAUGAAGGGUCUUUCAGCUGCAAAAGCUAAAACCUUUGGGAUUUCCUUGCUAAACUGUUUUCCUAAUGUUGAGAUCAGGCCAUUAGACCUGAAAGAUCUUUUCGCAGACACUCCAUUGUCUUUGUGGUAUUCCAGACUGCACCAGUGGUGGCAACCUUAUCUAAUACCAACCAUCGCUGAUGCCUGCAGACUUGUCCUUUUGUGGAAAUACGGUGGGAUUUACUUAGACACGGACAUUAUUGUUCUCAAAAAUCUGUUCAAUCUCACCAACAGCCUUGGCAAAGAAGAACGGUAUUUACUGAAUACAGCCUUUUUGUCUUUUGAUCGGGGCCAUGACUUUAUUGGAAACUGUUUGAAGGAUUUUGUUGAGCACUUCAAUGCAUGGAUCUGGGGCCACCAAGGACCCCAGUUAGUAACCCGUGUUCUUAAAAAGUGGUGUCAAAAGAAGAGCAUAGCCAAGAUUCAACAGUGCAAAGGAGUGAGGGUGUUACCUCCUGAGGCUUUCUAUCCAAUUCGUUGGCAGGACUGGAAAAAAUACUUUGAGGUAAUGAGCAGGUCUGAGGCUCAGAGGUUACUGAAAAAUUCUUAUGCGGUACAUAUAUGGAAUAAAAUGAGUCAUGGAACUUCGUUUUCGAGGGGAUCGAAAGUGAUGAUUGACCAACUGUGCUCAGUUUACUGUCCUAUCUCGUAUCAAAUAAUGAGGUGGCAGCAAAACUAGGAACACUGAAAAUAUAGCAAUGAUUACAACAUGACUUUAAAGAUGGAUUUAAAAAUUGAAAUCAAACCAUAUCAGGUGUAAGAUUUGACUUUAAGGGUAUGCAUUUUGAAGUUGUGCCCCAUUUUUAAAUGACCAUGCGUGUUUCAGGAUAAUGAGCUGUUAAAAGUGGAUGUAUAAUUGUAAUACCAAUAAAUGCUGUCAUUUUGAGGACCAAAUAUCAA